Ipomoea nil (Japanese morning glory) is the source of this 978-nucleotide messenger RNA. Its product is annotated as protein GLUTAMINE DUMPER 5. The record is from RefSeq and is a predicted model, not a curated record. The coding region runs from base 168 to 611 and encodes 147 amino acids. NCBI's taxonomy places the organism in Eukaryota, Viridiplantae, Streptophyta, Magnoliopsida, Solanales, Convolvulaceae. Gene Ontology annotation, biological process: regulation of amino acid export. The transcript has a single exon.
CAAUCAUAUAUCUCUCCUCUUCCGGUCUUCCGCCGCCGCCACCACCACCUCUCCUCCUCCCUCUGCCACCCUAAUUUCCUAAACAAUAGCUUUUAUAUACAUAGAGCUAUAAUUAGCAGCACUGGAUUAUCAUCACUUAAAUUAGAAGCAAGCCAGGCCAAUUCAAAAUGACUAAAGUUGAGGGUUUCACGGCGGCCGCACCGGCAUCACCGACGCCACGGUCGCCGUGGCACUCGCCGGUGCCGUAUCUUUUCGGAGGCUUGGCUGCCAUGUUGGGUCUCAUUGCUUUUGCGCUUCUUGUCCUUGCGUGCUCCUACUGGCGCCUCUCCGGCUACCUGGAAAACAACGGCAACGACGACGACCGGGACCUCGAGGCCGGUGGUGACGGCAAUGGCGACAACCCCGCGAAGGCGGCGGCGCCGGUGUUUGAAGAAAAGGUUUUGGUGAUCAUGGCUGGGCAGGGGAAGCCUACUUUUCUGGCUACGCCUGUGCCCAGUAGAGCAUCCUCGUUCGGGAGUAAUAGCAGCUGUUGUAGUAGUACGCAAAGCAGUGAAAGUAGUACCACUGAAAAAUCUGAACAUGAAGAGAAUCUAGAGAAACAUCAUGUGUAAAUGGCCGGGGAAUAUGGUGGGCCACUAGACAGCAUUUAGGUCUCUUAAUUUAAUAGGACAAUCCAGUAAAGUUGGUUGAGCUAUUCAACUAACUUGGUCGACUAUUAAUUUUUAACUAUAAAGUUUUGAAUUUGAUUUUUUUUUUUUUUUGUGAGAACGUCUAUUAACUUUCUUGAUUUGAACGGAUCAGUCAAUCAGAUAUGGGCCUAUAAACAUUUAGAUUGUACUGUGAUUGCUGGAUAAAACACUAUGACACCCUUUGACGUACAUGUUCUAGUGUCUUAACUAUAUAUAGUUGUUGAUGUUUUCGUUGUAACUUUAAUUCUAGGAAGUGAUCUGAUGAUUUUGAAAAUGGUUUGAAUUUGAC